GCUCGCCAGACACGGAGAGAUCGAGAUGGGCAUGGGAAUGCAGUGCCGGUGCAUGACACUGCUCGUGCUCGUCGGCGUUGCUGCUCGAGCGGUUUCGGCCGUCACGGACGGCCUACUACCGAACGGUAACUUCAAGGACGGGCCAGCCAAGUCCCAGCUGAACGGCACGGUGGUGAUGGGGCGCCACUCCAUACCCAACUGGGAGAUCUCGGGGUUCGUCGAGUACAUCCAGUCGGGGCACCAGCAGGAUGGCAUGAUCGUGGCGGUGCCGGAGGGCGCCAGCGCCGUGCGCCUGGGCAACGACGCGUCCAUUCGGCAGAACAUCGGAGUCACGCGGCGGGCCUACUACUCCAUCACCUUCAGCGCGGCGCGCACCUGCGCUCAAGCCGAGAAGCUCAACGUGUCCGUCGCCGCGGAUUCCGGCGUGCUCCCCGUCCAGACCGUGUACAGCAGCGGCGGCUGGGAUUCCUACUCAUGGGCCUUCAGGGCCAAGCAUAGCGCCGUGUGGCUCACCAUCCACAACCCCGGCGUCGAGGAGGACCCGGCAUGCGGCCCCGUCAUUGACGCCAUCGCCAUCAAGACCCUCCAGCCUCCCACGAAAACCAAAGGCAAUAUGCUCAGGAAUGGCGACUUUGAGGACGGACCGUACAUCUUCCCGGACUGCCCGUGGGGGGUUCUGGUGCCGCCGAUGGACGAGGACAACUGCUCGCCGUUGCCGGGGUGGAUGAUCAUGUCGAGCACCAAGGUCGUCAAGUACGUGGACGCGCCGAGGUACAGGGUGCCGCACGGCGCGCGGGCCGUCGAGCUGGUGGCCGGAAGGGAGACGGCGCUGGUGCAGGAGGUGGCGACCGUGGCCGGGCGAUCGUACAGGCUGCAGUUCUACGUCGGGGACGCGGCCAACGGGUGCAAGGUGUCCAUGGUCGUGGAGGCCUUUGUGGCGGCGGCGAACCUGAAAGUGCAGUACCAGUCCCAGGGCACAGGCGGGUACAGGCGCGCCAUACUCGAUUUCGUGGCGGUGGGGAACCUCACGCGUGUGGUGUUCCAGAGCCUUCACCACCACAUGAAGGUCGACGGCACACUCUGCGGGCCGGUCGUGGAUGACAUGUCUCUCGUCAGCGUGCGCAAGCGCGCGGCUCGCCGACUGUUCAUGUGAACUCGAUUAGGCCGCGCUUGGAAUCGGUGUAAUUAAAUACAAACGUAUUUAUUUUACACGGGUAACUUACCGGCCAUUAGCAGAUUUCUAGUCGGAAACAAAACGAUGGACAGAGGUCUGUAUUUUUUUUCUAUAGAGGUAUCUGAGUAAAUAGG
Molecule: messenger RNA, 1308 nt
Organism: Triticum dicoccoides
Lineage: Eukaryota; Viridiplantae; Streptophyta; Magnoliopsida; Poales; Poaceae
Exons: 3
Coding region: 26-1153 (375 amino acids)
Source: RefSeq, a predicted model, not a curated record